AUGGAAGCCAAUACACCUGUCGCACCUCCGCGCUCUGAUGCGCCCGAUUCGAGAGCCAGUUUGCAACAUAUACUCGCUGCCGAUCCUACCGUGGCCGUCCAGGCGCAAGAACCCGCAACACCCGCCAAGCCCGCGCAAGAUGCUGUCAAGCAGGAGGAUCAUGAUGAUAGUAUGAACGAGGGCAGAGCUUCGAAGGCGGGCUCUGCAUCCAAAGAGAAAGAAAUCCCCAUGUACACAUCGACCACCACGACCACUCGCCGCAACGCGAACGGCAGCGUCUCGUCAGUCUAUUCGGGCAACAAGAUACGCCACCUGAAGAAGGACGACGGUAUACCGCUGUGGAGGAAGGAUAUCCAGUAUGACUUCCUGCGGUUCGUCUUCGAAGACGAUAAGAAAGUGUUCCACAGAUUUUCUGAUGGGACCUUCGGCUACACAUUUGCAGACAUAUACCUGGACGCCAUGGCGAAGAGCAGCAAGUGCAGCAAGAUUCUGAAGGACAAGCUCCUCACGGAGCGCGCUGCGGCGAUCAAUAUGGCCAUGGUCUGUCUUCUAGUCAACGUUGGAAGGAUGAACACAACCCUCAACUUCUUCCCCGAGAUGCGUGCACAGCUACGGACUUACCACUCUAUACCCUCUCUCCAAGCCCAGCAAGACCCAAACGCCUACAAACAGCUUCAAGACGCGCCUCGCCUAAAAUCAAUUCUCAAAGGCGCCACCGAAGACGUCGAACAGCCCAGCACAAUCGAAGAGGUCAAGGCAGCCAAAGUGCCCCGCACGAACCCCGUCAACCUCAUCUUCGUACUCGCCCAAUAUGCCCCCAAGAUCUCCGAAGUCCAUUUCCCCCCUCCCCGCGACUUCUUCGAUCUAGUUAUGCGGCCCUCCCUCAGCAGCAGAAGCCGCGCGACUGCAUUCCUGUGGUUAAUGUGGUGGUAUCUCGAGAGCGACUUCUCGGUGGAAGAUGCGCAGGAGAACCCCUUCGGACCUGGCCAGUACGGCCAACCGGGCGACGCGACGAACGGCAUGCCUCUCAAGUGCCCGCCUUUCAAGCAUCUCUCAGAAGCCGAGAUCGCAGUGGAGAACGUGGAUACUGAGGAGGAGAAGGAUUUUGGAGAGCAGAAGCGGAAGGAGCGCGUUGUUAUACUUCAAAGCGAUAUGGCGCCGGUUGUUACGGGCCCAAAGCGUGGAGGAAAGAAGGGUCAGUCAGCAUUUCUUAGUCACUCGCCAGUACCUCGAAGAAGGCCUCGGGUAGGGCUUAACCCUCCGGUAGACGAAGGUGGUAGGUUCAGUGCGAACGGCCAGUUGAUCUACGGCUCGACGCCCACUGCCUUCGGAAAAUGGCCAUCUGGUGCGCUGUUGUGGCAUGGCACGCCUAGCUUCACCAACAACCCGGUUUUCUCCGUGGCAUCAGACGACGGAGCAAACACACCAGCGCGAGAGCACCUAUCUCCCGCGCCACAAGGCAGUACAGGACGCGGCUCCGGUAAACCUCUCCUCAGCACCAAACCUUCCAACCUCGACUACCCUUCUGACACCUCACUCAACACCCGCUCAGCCAGCCCUCCGGCUCCAGCCUCCACAGCACCGAAAUCUACUCCCAACAUGCGCAUCAACCAGCUCCUGAACGAAGAAACCCCACCUCCCGCCCCGCCCACAGCGCCCGAGCGCAAAGGCCCAGGCCGCGGCAACUGGGGCCCCCGCCGCGGCGUCCACAGCAACCAUCCCGGCGCCGGCAGCGGGUCGCGCCCCGCCAAGACGAAGGGAGACGCCACCGCGGUUCCGGAAGCGCCGUCGUUAUCGUUAGGCGCCGCAGGAGGAGCAGCAGCCGCCGGAUCCACCGGACCGCACGGAUUCUACCUCCCGCUCAACGGCGCGGAUCCAAGCCACAAGCGCAGCAGGCCGCUGACGGCGCACCAGCAGGCGGUCGAGAAGUACAGGAAAGAGCGCGUGGAUUUCAUCCUCGACAGGCGGCUACGCGAGGAGUUCCGGGCCAAGAGACGGAGGAGGGUGCGCGAGGGCGCGGUCGGCAGGGCGUGGAAGCGGUGUAAAGUCCUGCCGGAUGGGUACGAUACUGAGGAGGACAAUGCGCUAGGCAUGGCGCCUGAGGGUGUGGUGAAUCCGCCGCAGCAGAUCCUCGCGUUUGGGGGGCUAGUACCCGCGAGCUUGGAGUGGGAUGAUUGGGGCGAAGAAGCGCAUGCAUGGCUGCAGGUUAUGCGGCGGGCGGCUAGGAGGCUGGAUAGAUGGGAGGGCGGGACGGGGGAGAGUAGGAAGAGGAGGCAGGUCCUGGGUAGGGAGUUGAGGUAUCAGGACGCAGAGGAGCAGGAGGAGGAGGAGCGGCGGGAGAGGGAGAAGGAGGAGCUUGAAGGGGAUGGGGAUAUGGAUAGGGAGAGGGAGAGCAGUCUGCCGGCCGGGGAUGGGGAGGACGAGCAGAGGGAAGAGGAGCUGGAUGAGAUGGAUAGGGAGCUACUUGGGGAGGUGGACGCGGACGAGACAGAUGAUGAGGAUUAG
Coniosporium apollinis CBS 100218 is the source of this 2505-nucleotide messenger RNA. RefSeq lists its product as uncharacterized. Gene Ontology annotation, cellular component: Ino80 complex. The record is from RefSeq and is a predicted model, not a curated record. The transcript is spliced from 5 exons. Bases 1 to 2505 code for a protein of 834 amino acids. NCBI's taxonomy places the organism in Eukaryota, Fungi, Ascomycota, Dothideomycetes.